Molecule: messenger RNA, 753 nt
Organism: Vicia faba (fava bean)
Lineage: Eukaryota; Viridiplantae; Streptophyta; Magnoliopsida; Fabales; Fabaceae
Source: the annotation of a GenBank genome assembly
AUGUCAUCUUCUUCUUCAGCCACAACCAAAGUGACCCUCAAACUUCUUAUUGACACCAAGAAUCAAAAAGUUCUAUUCGCUGAAGCAUCUAAAAAUGUCAUUGAUUUCCUCUUUAAUUUGCUUCGCAUACCUGUUGGCACAGUCGUAAAACUACUAACCAAGAAUGACAUGGUUGGUAGUAUAGGAAAUCUGUACGACAGUGUUGAAAACAUGAAUGAGAAUUACAUGCAAGUUGGGCAAACAAAGGACGUUCUUUUGAAUCCAAGAGCUCCACCUGAAAUUUCUGGCCUUCUUACUGCAAAUGAAGCUGAUACCAACAACAACCUUGGAGGUGGAGGAACAUCAUAUUAUAAAUGUCCAAGUAACUGUACUUUUGAUGUCACAUGUGAUAGCACAACUCUUUGUUCUAACUGCAAGCGAGCUAUGAACAGCCUCACACGUUAUGUUGGAAAGAAAGUUGUUGAUGGCAAUGUUGCGGUUCAAAAUGGUUUUGUAAAAGAUGUUGUGACAUUCAUGGUGAUGGAUGAUUUGGUCAUUCAACCCAUGUCAACAAUAUCAAGCAUCACUUUGCUGAACAAGUUCAAUGUCAAAGAGGUUGGUACCUUGCAGGAGAAGAUUGUUGAGAUGGGAAUGGAUGAGGGCAUCAAAUUGCUCAAGGCUUCACUGCAAUCCAAGAUGGUCUUGACUAGUGUUUUCCUCAAGAAAAAAAAAUAUGAGGAAGGUUUUGCUUCUGUUUCCUUUGACGCUUCUUGA